AUGACUGACGCCACUCGCCUCGCCGCCCUCCCUGGCUAUGAUUCCGCACCAGAUGUAUACGAGACCGCUGACUUGGCAGACGACACAUCAACAGUGCAAACAUCGCCUCGAUCGCCAGCAGAAACAGAUGCCACGAGCGAAGAUGAGGACGAGGAGAGUGAUGGAUAUGGUGUGAGCAGACGAAGACUGUAUCCUGAGCGAGCGAGAUUGCAGUUCAGUGCUGGGAGUCGAAGGGUAGAGACUCGAGGAGUGGACCUUAGUGACCGCGUGGAUGGGAAGCGGAAAGGGUUUAAAGUCAGACCACGCACGAACGAGGUAGAAGAUGGCGAUGAUGAAAGUCUGGAUAUUAGGAUCGCGCGGUUAAGGCGGGAGAUCGAGGAGUGCAAGCUCGAGGCGGAGCGGGAGAAGGCGGCGGAGGAAAGCCAUGCCGAUGAGGAAGACGGGGAGGACUCGGCCGCACCAGAACUGGAUGAUCUUGGGAGGUUAUUGCAGAGUAUCCAACUGCCCGUGAAGAGAUACCGACGGAAAGCAGCCAACAUUGCGACUACGAACGGCCACAGCAUACCACCAGACGAAGAAGACCUAUCAGACGAACAAACACUAUCCCGAAUCACAGACUUCGACACCCGGCUCCACGCCCUCGAACAAGCGCUAGGCAUAUCCACUAUAGAUGCAGCAACAAAUCCGGACGCCAUUUCUACUCCGAUCCUGCCAGCCCUAAACCUCCUAGACCAACAACUCUCCGCCCUCGCCUCCGCCACAUCACUCGCACGCCUAGAAGCAGCCGGAAACCGUCUCCACAAACUGCGCUCGGAAGCCGAAUACCUCUCACAAUCCCAACUAUCCAGCACCGAAGACGGCGAGGAGACACAAACAGCAACACUAAGUCUCGAGGACUUAGCGAAGCUGCAACAACUGUACCUUCUCCUUCCAAACCUGCAAUCGCUUUCUCCCACCAUCCCAGCAAUCCUCACACGACUGCGAAGUCUACGAACCUUGCAUACGACGGCUGCGGAAGCAGCGAGCAAGCUGGAGAGGGUGGAGCAGCGACAAGCGGAGAUGGAUUCCGAGCUAGCCGAGUGGCGGACAGGGCUGGGGAAAGUGGAGGCAGCGGUGCAGGAGGCGAGUGAGGCGAAUGGGAGGAAUGGGCAAGUCGUGCAGGGUUGGGUAAAGGACCUAGAGGGGAGGGUGAGAGGGCUGUAA
Molecule: messenger RNA, 1203 nt
Organism: Recurvomyces mirabilis
Lineage: Eukaryota; Fungi; Ascomycota; Dothideomycetes; Mycosphaerellales; Teratosphaeriaceae
Exons: 1
Coding region: 1-1203 (400 amino acids)
Biological process (GO): mitotic spindle organization
Cellular component (GO): cytoplasm; dynactin complex
Source: RefSeq, a predicted model, not a curated record